ACGUAUGUCGCCAGUUGUUAACCAUUACUCGUACUUUUGAAUGAACGGGGCUGGAAGGCUUCGGUUCUGUGUGCUGCACUUAGCAUUAGCUCAACAGUAGCUACAUCGGUGUUUUAAAGUUUGACUGAAGUCGCCAAAUAAAGAAGUAAUUGUAUGGUUUUAAAUCUUAAAUCCUUUAGUUGAUGUCGCGGUCAUUUAACGAAAAACACUUAACACAGUAAACCGAGUGAAAAGAAAUAACGUAUCGAAUUAGCAUGUCACGAAGUGGAGACACUGAAGUUGUUUGUGUGGUACAAUGUCUCUAGUGUUAAAAAUGUUCAUUCUGCGUGUUUAAUGUGGCCUCUGACAACUCUGGCGCCGCUGUCUGCUCCGAGCCUCGGACACCAUGUUGACGGCCGUGCGGUGGCUCCUGUCCAAAGUCAUCUCUCCCUUGUGGGUGACCGUGGAAGCCGAAGGCGAAGAGCUGUUUUUAAGGCCGUCAGCAGGUUCGCAGAACAUUCGCCACCUCAGGGACAGUGUGGUGACCUCGCUGUGUCUGGACUACGGCAUGAUUGACGGCAGUGUCUAUUUCACCAGUGAAGAAGUCAUGGGUGGACGGUUACUGAAAGAAGGAGACGUGGUGAACUGUGUUGCAUUCAGAGAUGGAGCUGAGGGCGGGUGGAGAGCGUUGAGGGUGGAGAAAAGCGCUGCAGCGUGGGAGGAGGGUUCAGAAUCCGCUCUGGAAGAUGAGAACAUGAAGCUUCGACCGCUCAUUGGAACCGUCACGUCUUUUGACGGGGAAAGCGGCUACAUCAACCAGACGACGUACUUCCCUCGCUCCAGUCUCUUGGAAGGGUAUGAGCCUAUGAAGGGUGACUGGGUUCAGGCUGAAUAUGUUAUCAACCCUACGCGUACAAGGGCUCAGUCAGUGGCUCCUCUCCGCUACAGUCGUCUUGAUGAGGCGUUUGUGACCAGCAUGUUUGGCAGAAACGGCGUGGUGGAUGACGCUGUGUUCUUCAGCCUGGACUCUGUGCUCCUGCCAGCCAACUACCAGCCCCACCCCGGCCACCUGGUCAACCUGGUGAUGGUGGAGAGCAGUCAGUCCUUCUACUGCUGGAGGGCUCUGUGCAUGGCCCCGUGCCCUGACAGUGGCAACGCAGCUGCUAAAGGUCUGACGGCGACAGAACUGAGCACUAUGUUGGAGAACAAAGGAGGACUGGUGGUCACAGACUACGGUCAUUUUCCUGAUCUGCUCAUCGGGGAGAGUGCGCAGUUGGUGUUGUGGAUCCAGAACGAAGGCUCAGAGACUCACACCCUGAGGCAUUGUGACUUUGCUGGCUGGGACUCUGAGCAACAGUUCUCUCUGCUGUCGGUGGAUGGGCCCAAACGUUCGAGACCAAAGCAGACAGAAACACAAGACAACUCUGAGCUGGAUACCGCAGGAGAAGUAGAGCCAGAUGAGGGAAGAACAGGAGAAUCAAAGGUUCCCAGGAAGCAAAGUGUUGAGGUGGAGAUUGCUCCUGGAGAGAGACUCUCAGUCUCCGUGGCUUGUGAUGCAAAGAGCCUGGGAAACUGUAAGGAGCUGCUGAUGCUGCACUUCUCCUCCUUCAUCAUCGGGCGGCAGGUGGAAGUGACCGUGGGGAGUCAGGAGGAGAACAUGCUGCAGCCCUCUGCGCCCUACAGCCGCCAAGAAACCCACAACUCCGUGGAGAACUCACACGCUCAUGUGAUCGCGAUAUCAGCUCCAAAACCAACGCUGAGACUCAGUCAGAGGCGGCUACCGACCUUCCUCCCGUCCUACCCACUUCCUCAGGCUUUUAGGGACGCUGUUGAUGCCAGAAGUGACGUGCUGGUCAUUGAACCUUGUCUUGGAGAGGUGUUGUCUGCAGCCAACAUGCACGCCCGGUUCUCAGCCCUCCUCUGGCUGGAGGAGCUUCACGCAGAGAAGGAGCUGCAAGAGUUCACCAUCCAUGGAGCGCUACUCAGGAAGGGAUCUUCUCACCUGCACCUGGAGGUUCUGGGCUUGUCGGAGGGUCGGCCCAGCUUGAGUAUCAAUGACAAAAUCUUGCUGAAGAAGUCCCAAGCCAGCGCUGUAGUUCUAGAGUACAUCAGCUACAUCACUGAGAUCAAUGAUGAUGAAGUGAGUCUCAGGGUCAACACGGACCUUCAUCGGACGUAUCUGGGGGAACCUUUGGAUGUGGAGUUCAUGUUAAACCGGUUGACCUUGAGGCGCUGUCACCACGCACUGGCUCUGACCAAACACCUCAGGGAGAUUCUCUUUCCCACUAGUCUGAGACACCGGGACCCCCAGUGGUCAGGAGAGUGGAUUGAUGGUGACCUUCAGAACUUAACAGAAGAUGCUGAGAAGCCUGAUGUUUCAGUCGACACACAGUCCAAGUCCACACAGACAAAAGAUGGAAGAGUUCAAUCCAGGCCCAUCCCAAGUCCAGGACACUUCUUCAACCCGGACCUCAACUCCUCUCAGAGGGAGGCUGUAAAGAGAAUCCUGGCGGGGGAGUGUCGGCCCACUCCCUACAUGUUGUUUGGGCCACCAGGAACUGGCAAGACCAUCACCCUCAUCGAGGCCAUACUGCAGGUUCACCAUCGGGUCACCAGUAGCCGUGUGCUGGUCUGUACUCCGUCCAACAGCGCGGCCGACCUCAUCUGCAUCCGCCUGCACUACAGCGGCUUCCUGCACUCGGGCAGUUUUGUCCGAGUCAACGCUUCCAGUCGACUGGAGCGGUCUAUUCCAGAAGUGUUAUGGUCGUAUUCGAGAGCAGGAGAAGACAUCCGGAAGGCUUCCUUCUACAGGAUCAUUGUCACGACGUGCUCCAGCGCUGGAAUGUUCCUCAAUGUGGGACUGCGCGAGGGGCAUUUCACUCACGUCUUUUUGGAUGAAGCGGGUCAAGCUAUGGAACCGGAGUCCUUGAUUCCCAUCAGCAUGGUGUCGGAGAGGCACGGGCAGAUUGUUUUGGCUGGCGACCACUGUCAGCUGGGGCCGCUGGUCAAGUCCAAGCAGGCGGCCGCCUUUGGCCUCGGGGUGUCUCUGAUGGAGCGGCUCAUGUCCAACCCUCUCUAUAUCAAACACAAGUGGGGAUACAACCCCAACCUGGUGACUAAGCUGGUCUACAACUACCGCUCCCACCAGGCCCUGCUCAAGCUGCCCUCCCAGCUCUUCUACCAGGAUGAGCUGAGGUGCAAAGCCCACAGAGAGGUGGUGGAAUCGCUGUGCCAAUGGACCAAGCUGCCCAGGAAAGGCUUCCCCCUUCUGUUCCACGGCGUCCGGGGCUACGAAACCAGGGAAGGCUGCAACCCGUCCUGGUUCAACCCAGCUGAGGCGGUGCAGGUCAUGUUUUACUGCUGCCAACUGACCAAGAAGCUCUACCACCCCGUGGAUCCCACUGCCAUCGGCAUCAUCGCCCCCUACAGGAAGCAAUGCGAGAAGAUCCGUGUUCUGCUGGGCAAAAUGGGUCUGUCUGACAUCAAGGUGGGUUCUGUGGAAGAGUUCCAGGGCCAGGAGUUCCUCGUCAUCAUCCUGUCGACGGUGCGCUCCAAUGAUUCCGUGGCGAGCAACGAUUUGCAGAGCGUCCUCGGCUUCCUGUCCAAUCCCAAGCGCUUUAAUGUGGCCAUCACGCGGCCCAAGGCUCUGCUCAUCGUGGUGGGGAACCCACAUGUGCUGGUGAAGGAUCCUUGUUUCUGGGCUUUGCUGCAGUACUGCCACAUCAACGGCGCGUACGUGGGCUGCGACCUUCCUGCUGCUCUCAGAGACGCUAAACACCUCACCAGAGGAGCAGAGUCAGGAGUGAAGGUGGACCACUGAACCGUCACGUUCCUUGUCAAUAGCUGUGUGAAAGCUGGA
Messenger RNA from Synchiropus splendidus (mandarinfish), 3838 nucleotides. It is a transcript of the gene mov10l1, whose product is annotated as Mov10 like RISC complex RNA helicase 1. Gene Ontology annotation, molecular function: helicase activity. The coding region runs from base 386 to 3799 and encodes 1137 amino acids. The transcript has 27 exons. Lineage: Eukaryota; Metazoa; Chordata; Actinopteri; Syngnathiformes; Callionymidae. The record is from RefSeq and is a predicted model, not a curated record.